Xyrichtys novacula (pearly razorfish) is the source of this 19892-nucleotide messenger RNA. Lineage: Eukaryota; Metazoa; Chordata; Actinopteri; Labriformes; Labridae. The record is from the annotation of a GenBank genome assembly.
GGUGGAGCAGGGCCACAAUUCUGCUGUAAUCGUCCUCCUGGAAAAGCACGGGGCUGGGUGAUGUAUGGCAGGGUGUGAGGUGGAGAGCAUCUGAGGAGUAUGGGAAACACAGCCGAGCUUUCAGACUGGAACAAAGGAUUUCAGAGAAGACGGGGCAGAAAGGCAGCGCGGCUAGAUCUGAAAUCCCUCUUUUCUGUGCAACAUCAGGCAGGAACAGACACAGCAGUACAGUGGGAGGCAAUCUUGCAAGCAUAAGUGAAGCAGGGAAGCAAUCCAAGCACAUUUACCAGAGGACAGAGAGAGGGAGGGGAAGGAGGAGAGGGAAGGAGGGAGGAGAAAGAACAGAUCUAGGAGAGGAGGAGGAGGAGGAAGAUGAGGGGAGAAGGGGGGGUGUUGCAUGCUCAGAGAGUGUGACAGAGAUAGAGCGAUUCCAUGAGCGAGAAAGAGACACAGAGGCAGAGGAGAGGGAGAGCACAGAGCAGGGAGAGAGAGGGGUAGUAGAGGCAGUUUGCAAGACUGAGAUCUGCACACAAACGUGAGCAAAGGAAGGGGGAAGGAGGAAGAGAGUGGAGGGUGAAGGAGAGCAGGAGGAGGGAGAGAGAGAGAGAAAGAGAGGAAUGCAAAGAUGAUGGAGCCCAGAGAUAGGCUUCACAGGACAGAUUUUUUUCCUGACUCUCUGCGGCAGACAUGACUCUGGGCACUGGACUGUGCUGAAAUUAGCCAGGGGGACAACACAGGACAGCAGGUCUGCAGCAACUGCUUCGGUUCAGCCUCACUUGAUGCAGCAAGGCAGCUGAUUUAUUACUGAGGGGCUGGGUGGCAGCAUGUUUGCGUGAGUGUGUGUGUGUGUGUGUGUGUGUAUGUGUGUUUUUAUGGGUCCUUGUAGCUGCUCGGAGCUGCUCGGAGCUGCAGGAGAGACCAUUCCUCCAGUCAUAAAAUGACAUUCAGCAGGCAGGAGCUUUGUGUGCUGGUGUGGAUCUGCAGUCCCCAGUAGGAAGUGGGAGAGUGGGAUUCAGAGCUGUCAUCGAGUGCGAGUGUGUGUAUACAGAGCUGUUCGCUGAGGUGAGCCAACCAGGCUCAGCCGAAUGCAGUGUGUGUUUAGGUUAGAGUAGCAAGGGUGCAGCAAAGGCAAAGAUCCCACACAAUGCAAGGACAAGUGCAGAGCAGCAGUGAUGGCAGGAGGUGCAGGUGAAGUACAAGGAGGGCCCUGGGGGUAGGGUGGAGGUCGAAGGCAGGGACAGAGGAGGAAGAGGACGAAAGAGUGAAGGGAGGCAAGUGGAAAAGAGAGGGCGAUCAUGGCUGUCAUGCAGUGAGCUAUAGCAUAUGCUGUAGCGCAGAACAGAGUGGUGCGGCAGGGGGAGGACAAGCAUCACCGCGCAGAGGAGGGGGGAGGAAGGGAGAACGAGACUGAGGGAGAGAGAGGAGGGGGGGAGGCAAUCGGCUCAGCACCUCUCCUCCACCAGGAGGAAGAGCACAGCGGGACAGGCCCAGGAGAAGACUCGCUGAGAAGUCAAAGGCGCACAGACGUGUAGAGGUCACAAGGGAGCUGGACGGGGGUCGGGUGAACCCCCCGCCUGCUGGCAGGUCGUAAGGAGUCUGGGCCGGUCCUGAGGAAGACAAGGAAGAGAAAGGAGUCCACUUGAGAAGGAGGGGUUGGAUACCCCCCAGUCCGGUUUCUUUUGACAGCCCUGCAACUUCUCCGCCACCAUGGGAGAAUGGACCAUCUUGGAGAGGCUGCUGGAGGCGGCUGUCCAGCAGCACUCUACCAUGAUCGGAAGGUAAGACACAGAUAGAUUUGGUGUGUGAGGAUUUUAUUUUCAGUUUUUGCGUGUUUUUAAACUGAUGUGCUGGGUUAACGGUGGUCUCUACAUCUCACUCGGAAUAAAUAAGUUGAUGGCAUCUCUAUUGAAACCCCCUCCUCAGGCUUGUCUCAGUGCUCUCCUCUGUUCUUCAACCCCCCCAUGACACAGUCAUCUCUGCCUCCCCACAUCUUUCCCUCCCUCCCUGCUUUCCUCACCCUUAUCCUCCACACUCAUCAUUAGUUAAAGGAUAAACUAAUUGCACAUAAUCAAUAGCAGGCUUUACUUGGCAUUAUGGUUAAUUCAGAGAGGUUCCUGUGUUGAUUCUGCCUAUUAGCCUUGCUAUUGAUGGAUAACGCUCAAUGCUGUUGGCCACAGACCAAUGGGACAGAAGGAGUAGAGGGGAGUGGGAGUGAGAGGGGAGAAGAGGUGAGGGAGAUGAAAGGAAGGUGAGCAGGCAGGUGUGGAAGGUAAAAUCAAAGGGGGAGUAAAUGGCUCUGAACUCUGAGUGAACUUGACACCGACAACAAAAAAAUAUAAAACAAGUUCAUUCAGAUUGUUCCUAUUGGCAGACACUUGCGUCAGGGUGAAAGCCAGGUGAGAUUACAUCUGAUGUUUAAUGUGAGGAUGUUUUUUUUUGUGUGGUGGAGGGUUGAAGAGAUGAGCUUUUAGUUUGAUAAACAGAGGAGACAUGCCAUGGAGGCAUGCUGUAAAAUCUGUGUGAAAAAAUGGGCUCCACAUCAUCUCUGUGGGAUUAAUUAAACGCAAAAAGGGAAUUUUCCACCCAUUGAACACAAUCCAAAUGUCACGCCAGGAUGAGCAUAUGGAAAAGUCAAGAGUCAAAGUGGUCUAGCGUGUAAAAAUCUGGAUGUAUAGAUUUGUGCCUCUAAAAUUGUCUUUCAGCAAAAAAUAAAGCUGCAAAGACUAUGGAUGAGACCGCACUGCUGCGCUCAUUAACCCAGACCUCAGGUAGUCUGUAACAAGGACAUGAGCUCACCUUCUCUUUGCUCUGGUAUGCGUGUGCUUUGGAAAGGUGGUGGUGGUGGUAUGUGUCUUGUUUUGUGUGAAAGUUAAAGAAGAGAAAAUGUGUGUGUGUCUUUUUUAAUAAUAACAAAAAAAACAAAAAAGCAAAACGCAUUUGAGCCAUUGCUUCCGAAAUACCGACAUCCUAACUGCACCAAAGCCACAGAGAUGAUGUGAGCUGCAUUACACUGAAAUUCUUGUUGAUCAGAGAUUAUGUGCAAUAGAGAUUUUUUUUCCAAAAACCACGACACCAAGUAACUUCAGCAAACUCUUCUUCAUUUGGUAAAUGUGUAGUAGGCAAUGAAAUCACCUGGUCUUGUCUUUAAAUGGAAUGAAAACCUGCAUAAAGGUUUUCUGGCUUGAUUUAAAGAUGCAUUAAGCAAUAUUUUGUACCAGUAAUCCUAUGACUCCCCCCUGUUCAUGAAAUUGGUAGUACUACCAGUUCCAAUGAGAAUCAACACUUGAAUUUGAAACUCACUGUGUUGGUUUGUCUAAAGCAAAGCAGUGGCUGUUAUUGUCAGACACUGGGCCACUGCUCCUGAAGCAGAAGCUAAAACAAGCUAAUUGAAUGCUAACUGCCCAGUACGCAGUGGAAAAGGCUGGAAGUGGCCGGCGAAGAAACUCCGACCUUUAGCAAGUCAACCGAGAUUGUUAUUUUUCUCAUGAGCCGGGAGACAAAACAAGGGCUAAACGCCAGUGAAUAUUGGGAUUACAUUCAACAGGUGGCCAGAAAAAGGAGACCAAAGGGAUGUCCGUGUUGCUCUGUUUCUGCUGGAUAUGUAAGUAGGCAACUGUUUGCUAACGUGUUAGCCCAUAACUACUUCAUAAGCUAACUGCUAACUGUUGUGAAAUUGUUCUGGAGUCUUUCUGCCCCCUAGUGGUCAAAAAUUACUUAAUGCAGCUUUAAAAUUCAGUCCUGGCAGCUGAAUCAGUAAAACCCUGAAAGGGUUUGGUCAAUCUUUGGUGAUUCUAUGACUUUUAGCCACCUACAGUUUUUCAGAGGCACAGAAGCAACUCUCAAUUUGUCUGCUACCUCUUUCAAGAGUCUUAAUAAUGAUGAUGGCUUUCUCUCAUUUGCUUAAUCUGAGCUAUUUGUUGAUCAUGCACGUCACCGGUUGGACUUCAGAAGUGUUUUCUGAACACUUCAAAUACCCUUCAUAUAGUGAAAGAAGCAGUGCUUUCUUUAGAUCAAUUUAGAAUAAUUCCUUUACUCCCUAGUUGUUUUUCUUCAUUUGACUAAAUUGACUCUGUUAAUCGCCUGCUGAGACAUACCAUCCCAAAUGAUAUAACUCUGGAUCUAAAAAUGAAUGGCAGUAGAUAGUUUGUGUGUAGGAGCUAUGUGUUACUGUGCUGACAGCAGCAAAUUGCCCUGUAAGUGAUCCCUACAUGUUUUGGCUUCCCUCAGACUGUGUUGGUCCUACAAGGCUCUUAAGCUGACCCUAGGGCAUUAGCUGUAACAGUAGAUGCUUUCCAAUGAGUCUUCCUCCUACUACACCGUUUGCCUUCGCUCUUACAGUCAUCAGAUAUUGUCUUUGGAAUCAAUUUGGUCUGUAUCUUGUGUGUUUUGUAGUCAGUAGAGACAAACUCUUGGCUUUCUACUCUUGCUAAACCAAUUUAAAUGUUGUACCAGUGUGAUAGCUUGUUUGCAGGAUAUAUAAUGAAAAUAAUGAUUUUUUUUAUGAGGACAGAGUAAGAGUGUAGCAGUUUAUUAUUGAGUCGUGGGCUGGAUUCGGGCUUUUUUAGCUACAGAUAGUCAUUGUUAGUCGUCAGUGUCAGAUAUCUAUAGCAGUAAUAGAAAAAUGACUUGAUUCCUAAUCCAGAGCAUGUGUCUGCAUGGUCAGGAAAUCAAUGACACCUCACAUUCAAAUGAUUCGAAUGAUGUUUUAUUUUUUGGAUGUACCAGCAAGUUGGAGAAUUGUUCACUGGCACACAUUUGUGCUACAAAGAUGCCUCCUAGAUUGUUAAUGAGUCACUCCACACUAAAACAUGUAUGGAGCCAAAAUUCGCAUACUGACCUCUAUGGGUUGAAAGGUUCAAGUCUGUCUCACCACUGACCAUGCCCAACAGUACUGUUGGGCGUGGUCAGGUGUAGUCUGUUGCACUUGUGAACACAACCAACUGUGACAUAGUGUUGCACUAUUGUGCAUUGUGAAGUCUUGCACUUCACAGGGUGUGGUUGGAGCAUGCAGCAACUGCUAGACGGCAUCACAUGUAGGAUGUUCAGCCUGUGUGUAGUUUCUUCGAAGAGUUUGCAUGCAUGGGCUUGCGGUUCAAGGGAUGCAGUUCCAAAGUCCAGGACAGUGACGUCUCCCCAUGGCUGAAUAGUCUCCCCUGCAUCAAAACUUUGGAACAUGGUUGCAUGGUAGUCAUCUCUCUUGCCAUUUGAGGAGUUAGAUCCAUCAUUUCAGACUGUCAGAUAGCAGUAUGUGAUGUUUAGAAUCUAAUCCAGCUACAAUUAAGCUGUUUCUUAAUUGUAGGUUUUAAGCUAACCUAUGCCCUGGCAUAGGAUAGGUAAAUAGCCUAGCUAUACUUGAAAGUGAUAACAACAGAAAUGCUUCAGCUUUGCAGUGGCAUAGGUUAGCUUAAUUAUGGUACAUGGAAGAGAAAAAUGGAGUUGCUUCUGUGCCUCUGACUAACCACAGGUGGCUUGCAUAUUACGACUCACACAGAGAUUAAUGUUGUGUGCUGUGAUUUCCAUAUGCCUGACUUCUAACAGGGCGAUGUAUAAAGUGUGCAUGGAUAACCAAUGACUUUAAUCAUGAUUACACAGUGAAAAAGAAAAUCAUUGUCAAGGCUGCAUUAACCUCAUUCUCCAGCCCAAACCAAAUUUACCGUAUACUCACAGUUAGAAUGACCCUAGGGCUUUCAGCAUUAGAUAACUGACAGUUUAGUAUGGCCUCUGAAGUGCCUCACUCUGUAUCUUAAUUAAAGAAAUGAAUUAUAUUUUUGCUCUUGAUGGGCAGAGGUGGCCCUCGAACAGGUAAUGAAACAAUAAUAACCUUUAAAAAAAAAGUGUUCAGGAUAUAACAACCCAAAAUUUGUGAUGGAGCAAAGUUGCAUGUUUUGUCGUCAAAUUUGGUAUAAAAAAAAAAAAAGUUUACUUGAGAGUUUGAUUAGCUCUCAGAGUAGCAUGUCAUAAUGCAGGAAUUAAAGUUAGGUUUACUAACUCCGUAGAGACAUUUUUUUAGUCAAUAUGCUGACGAUACAAUUGUGUGUUGUGUUGAGAUAGUACAGCAGCCUUGAUAAUGUUUAUAGUUGUCUUAUAUUUCUUUUAAUUCUAUGCACAAUAAAAUAAAACAAUAAUUGUUACUUUUCAUUUAGUAGAGUGAAUACCUAUUUUAUUUGAAAAGAAAACCACUUAUUGAAUCUUACACCAAAUGGUAAAACUGACUUCUUUUGGUGGGUCUUUUCAUAUAGCAUCAUUUACAUACAUAAAUUUACAUACAUCUUUGAUUAUCAAAGUUUCCUUUUACUCUUUUUGUAUUUUUCUUAUCAGAUUGUGAUUUAAACACUGUGGGUUUACACAUUCUCAUGCAAAUAAGGCACAUUUAUUCCAGUUGGACAAACAAUUGCUUGUGUAUUCUACUAAUCUGCCAAAAACAGAGAUUUGUCCACACAACACUGCAAACAGCUGAAUAUGGAGGGCAUCUGUCUAACAUUUAGGCUAUAAGUAUUUCCUGGACAAGUCAUGGUAGACUAUCUCAUUUUUCAAGACAUCCUUUGUUGAUUUUUGAGAUAAAAGUAAAUCUGUUUUAGUAUGACUCCAAAUAAUCUGUAAGACAAACUGGUUACUCUUCUCUCUAUUCUUUAAUCAUACAUACGCACUUUAUAGCUUCACAACAUGCUUCACAUUUCUUCCUUACAUGUGGUGCUCAGGUGUUUUGCAAAGCACAGGUGUGGGUGCUUGGUGACUUGUAAAAGAAAUGAUGCAUUCAUCUGAAAGAGUAUGACGCCUUUGGGUUUCAGUCAACCACCUUGCAGGUAGGAAGAAGGAAGGAAGGAGGAAAGAAAGUGUUUUGAUGCAUCUUCCCCCUGCACUGCAAUGCUGUAGUGAGGUCAGCACCAAAGACAAGUAGAGCGAAAAAAAGAGGCAGAGAUAAUGGAGGACUAGAGUGAUCUAAGGGAGAUAAAAUAAUAAAGGUUGCCGGAUGGAAGGAUAGAGAGGAGAGGAUGUGAGGCGUAGAGACAGAACAAGAGGGGUACAGGAAGAAAGGGCGGGGGAGUGAAAGACAGAGGAAAGAAGGAAGAGAAGUUUCCCCUCUGCAGAGGUUCAGUGCUGAAAAUCUGUGUCAGAGCUCCUUCCUCGGGAGCUGCAGACUGACCCUGCUGCUGAGGAAACAGCCUGCACUCACAUAUUCACUCACAAAACUCAAUCUGUGUCCUCUGUAUUAAUGAGGAUUUCUAAAAAUAAACAUUUAUCUGAAUGUAAUGCUUUUAAGAACGCUGCUUGUGAAAGGUGAGGACAAUGCAAUCCUGAGAGAAAUUACAUGAAAUAUUCAACAUCUUAGCAAACACAGCAAUGCAGCUUUGGCUGAAUAAACAGCCCCUUCUGUACGAGGCAGAACCACACUGUUGUUACAAAGAUUAUCUUAGCGUUCAUACUGUACUUCACUUAACCGUUAACAGAAAAGAGAUUUUUUAAUGUUUACUGAAUGAACCCUUUGGUAAAUUUCUACACCCACUUAUGUUUAUUCCUGCCUAAAAGACGCAGAUGAUCUAUUAUUUAUCAUCCAUCACUCCCCACUUGAGCAUUACAAAUACUUCAUAAAAUCUUAAUAAAUGUUAUGAAGCUCUUGUUGCAAGUUGAUACUCAUGUCAUUCAUUAAAAAUGUAUGCAUAUUUGCAAGCCUUUUAAUGUAAUGGAUAAGGUGGUUUAUAGAAUACAGCGUUGUUGUGUAACUUGGGUUACAUGGUUAAAAACACACUCCUAAAGGGUUUGAGGAAACUGAAUACACCUUUAUCCUUGUUUUUUUUUUCAGCCCUAAAAGUAAAAUAGACUCCGUAUGAGGAUCUGCCUCUGAUCUCAAAGUUCCCUCUCUGAUCUUUUGAUGCACAUAUCACACUCUCUCUUCUCUUCACCUAAAUGGGUCAGGACAACCACAGGAAAGAGGUACCCUACUUUGAGAAGGGCGCUCUACACCUCUCCCAAAAUAAUUUGAGAAGCGGGAGCGCUCUGCUUUAAUUGAGUGAAUCAUGCUGUCGCACAUAAACCCCGAGUAUAUUUCAUGUAUCAUUAAUAAUCGCUUUCUGGGUAAAAUCUAUACAGUCUGGGAAGAUUGUGUUGCAAAGCAAACAAUGGAAGCAAUAUUUCAGCGUGUGAUGGGACCAGUAAUCCAUCAUCCUGCGGCAGAGAGCGGGACUUUUAAAUUAAACCAUUUUUCUGCACAUCCAGAGUUGUCAUUAGUUUAUUUGUGCAGCAAUCCCUGAUGUUGAAUGCUAUUGAUUAUUCUGUUCGACGGGGAUUUUGCCAGUAAAGCUGAGCUCAGCUUUCAUCCCGUGCAGGCUAUUAUUCAUUUCAGCAACACAUCGAUGGUGUGUGUGUGUGUCUGUUUGUGUGCAUGAGAUCAUUACUAGCUGUGUAAUGUUUCCUCUACACAGCUGUAAUGUUCUUCAUUCCAAUGAUUUUUCCUCAUGUUACGAUUCUUUGAUUAGGCAAGGACGAGACCACUUUUAAUGGCCUUUAUUCUGAUUAUCUGUCAGGAAGACUCAUAAGUGCAUAGGUCGGAGCAGUUUGUUAUCAUUGAUGCUUUUAAAGGUACAUUUCUGGCACUUUUUGAGAAUCCUUUUGGCAGCUGUAUAUACAGAUAAAGUUUAAAACUCUUGUAGCAAUAAAACCUUUAAAAAAGUACUGUUCUUUGAACUUAACAGUCACCAUAAUUUGUGACACAGCGCAUACAGGUUACAUUUUUUAAGAUUGUUUGGCCUUUUGUAGAUUCCAAAAGGGGAGUAAGGCACAAAAACAGAAAUCCACAACAGAGAGAAUCAAAUGCAGUGAUUUAAUAGUAAUUUACUACACAGCCUCUUUACUGAUCACCUGGCUAAAGGUGUUAAAAUCACUUGAUUCUGAUUGGUCAAGAGCUUUCGACAGUGAUCAACAAUUCUGAAUACUAACGGCAACACAAGGGACAGCCUGACUACACAUGUCAUGCUUGUAAGAUGUUGUAAGGUGUACAUGAUUUUACCACUUUCUGUUGAUAAUCUGACAAUUGUAUCGAUACACAACAUCAAGUAUAUUUCCAAUAUGACUCACAGUCAUUUGGAGAGAACCAACGUUUAGGUUGGUGGUUGAUGGUUAACCAGAGCAGAAGAUAAGAAGUGGUGAAACGGCGCAGAAAAAAGUGAGGGAUAUUAGAACACAUAGAGCUGAGUUCAAGAGAGGCCAACCAAGUAAAACAGACAUGAAGCAAACACAAACUGUCACGUUGUUGUAGUCGAGCCACCAAGUGUCAUCCCUCUUUUAAAUAAAUGGUUCCACAUAUUCAACGACUUGCUCAGCGCUUUCCCCAAUUCUUGCAAUGUCUUUGAAAGCAAAAAACCUAUUUGGUAGCCCCUCUUUAAUACAGGAGGAACCUUAAUGUGAACAUGCGUGCAGGCAAACGUGUGCAGCCCAUGCUCUAAACUGAAUAAAUUAUCGGGACUUAAUUUAUUAAAACUAACAUGAACGUUAUGAAAGUCUUUGUUCACACCGGUGUGAAGAAGACACCAUAGACAGCAACAUGGCGCACAGACAAUGUAAGCCUGAUUUAGCUGUAAUCUGCUGUUAAGUCUCAUAUGGUCCAUAUAGUGAUAAAAUAAUUUUUAUUAUAAUGUGCAAAUAAUUAUAAUAAGAAACAUAUGUAGUGUUGAUGAGAUAUCUUUGUGUAUAAUAUGUAGGUAUUUAUAAUUUGCAAGGAAGGGGCAGGACUAGAUAAGCUCUUUGCUUCAUUCUGUUCCUUCUCAAACUGUUUUGACAUACAGUACAUAAAUUGUGUAAAUUUAUCCUUGACAUGUACAGUUGUUUGGUAUACAUAUGUAUUAUUUUGUUUGGUGUUUUUGUUUCUAGUUGUUUUUUGUUGUUGUUCUUAAAGUUUGAGAUAUAUAAAGAAGAAAGAAAAGAAGAAAUCUGUGAAAUGUAAAAGUUGUUUAGACCCAGCUACUUGCUUACUACAGUAAAACUCUAUUAAAUGAGUAAAUACAAAUAUGCUUUGAUUCUGUGGUAGAAAACUGUUUUAUGAAAAGCUUUGUUUAGAACAAAAACAAACAUAAACAUUUCAUGUACACGUCGGUUAACGUUUGUUUCUACAUCCUUGAAUCCGGCCAAGUGGGGCAAUGCCCUGUCAGCUGAAUCACUGACCAUUAUGAUGGAGGAGGUGAGGCCAUAUCAGAGACAUGUGCCUGUGGUCGACUUCUGAUUGUUAAGAAAUCUGCAAAAACUAUAAACCAAAACAUGGAUAACAUUUUGACAUGAAACCAUCUUAUAGAUGUGCUGUGUGUAUUUUCUCAGAGCAGUUUUACAUCUGAUUUACUCCACUCAGUGUUAACCACUAGUCUUAAAAGCCUGCAUCCCAUGACGUGUAAACAUGUUAAUAAAUCAUGACGACAACGCCUGCAGACAUAAAACACUGACUGCAAGGUUAGUCAUGUUUACCCUGCAGACCGCAACUGAAAGCCUUGAUGAAAUUACAUAAUAGUGUUACCUGCACGUGUUGCAAGCGUAAUUAUUCUGAGGUACAGUACAGUGUGCAACAUGGCUCGAAUUAACAGGAAAUUUGCCUCGUGUACAGUCUGUGACUUGCUGUUCACAAUGAUUGAAGAGCUAACAGGGAUGGUCAACAUGCGCUCAGUGGUCCAUUGUUGUGAAGCUACACAUGGAGAUCCACCAGAGGGACUCAUUUCCAGAAAAUUAAAUCAACAAACUAACCCACCUGUCUGAAAUUUUUUAAAAAAGGAAACCAUCAAAACUGUGCGUAAUUUGUUCAGCACGGCUAAACAUAGGAUCAUAGAGUUUGUAGGUAAACAAAUCACAUCGGAUGAUUUCAACAUGCUGGUGCUUGUAACACAUACUUCUGACUACAUCUGUGCAUGUUUCAAUCUGGACAAUCAAGCAUAUGGCCUCAGUAACAGGAUGGUAGGUAGCUUCAGCCUAGACACAACAUAUGUCCCACAUUUCAAGCCCAGGCUGGUAUAAAAAAAAUCUUCCUCAACUUACUUGAAGUUCUGGUGAAGACUAGCGAGGGUGCAUGUUUAAUUAUUAAUCGAACUAAAAGCAGCAUAUCCCUGGCUGCACUUUAAAAAACAAUGACUACGUUAAGUAUGGUUGUCUUAGAAAGGCUAAUGCAUUCUGGGAAACAGUAAUGAAAAAAAAGAAAAAUGACGCACCACAUGGUUUGAAUACUUUUAAGCUUAUGUUUCCUCUCAAGGCUAAAAUUUAUUCAAGGAACUUUGCGUCAUAAGAGGGUCUUUUCUUAAUAUGUUAAAUAUUAUAAGGGAUUAAAUUAUUUUUAACCUUACCGGAGAUUGAGAAUAAGAGAAAUUAGCUUAAUCAGCUUUGUGGCUCAAUGCCAAACCAAACUUUUCUCUCAGGUGAAGUUCUCCAUUAAAGGCUCAGCUGAACUGCAGUAACCCCAGCUUUAAAAUAUACGAAAAAAUUGCAGUACAGUGUGUGUCUCUGUGUUGAUACAGUCAGUAUCUGCUAAAUCAAAUCUGACCUGCUUUUAUUUUGAUUCUGUUGACCACACAAAUACUGACGCUGCUCAAAUACUGGCUAUACACGAUCUGAUUGCUGAAUUUUCUGAAAUAUUAAUACAUAUUGAUUCAAACAGCAAAAUAUGCUGGUUAGUAACACAAGGAGAAAUGCUGAUGCCUCUUAUUCUUGGGUUUUUAAGAUACAAGUUGAUUUAGAGACAAACUUUUGCUUUAUGUUUGCUUCUCUUUGCAAUAAUUAAAUUAAAUAAUUUUUUGAUAGAAAAGGUUCAUGUUAGAUAACAUCAGGACUGGGCUGCUACAUCUGGCUCAUGUUGCAUCCCCAUCACGCGCAGUUAGACUGGUGCACUGAGUUCAUAGAAAAGUUAUAUGAGGACUUUUAUGAAAAAAUAUCUUUCAAUAGCUUUAGGCAGCUGUUGUUUUACCUAUUUGUUGUUACAAAGGAGUUUUGCCGCAGAAAAACAAAUCAUAUUUGCAUCCUAAAGCAUUUCCGAUGCUUUAAUCUGGGGGUUUAAUCAUAACUGCAGUCUUGUUAAGAUGCAUGUCAGAUGAGAUAUAAUUGAGGUAGUUACCUGCAGAGUUCCCACAGUUAAUUUUCUCUGUUUCCUUCUUCAUUCCUGAAAAACAGCUUGAAGCCAUUUCCUUCAGAACCGCCGCAAAAGAAACUGAGCUAAUUGCAUUUCUUGAAACGGUGGAAAUUAUACAGGAUGAAAAGGCUUUAAUUUCAUUAUAUUUCUAAUACACGUCUAGAAGUGAAAUAAACUCAAAUCAUUAAUAUUCAGACUCAGAAAAAAUGACUCAUAAGAAUUUGAAGAAGAGGAAAGGAGUAGAUGAACCACCACAGAUGAGUGCUUACAAGUUCGGCUUAAAAUUAAUGCAUUCGUCACACCGACUCUUGGUGGCACCUCAGGCAGUCGUGCAUGUCUGCUUGAUGUGUGUGCGUGACCUAAAACUAUUAAAACAGUUUGAGAGAGGAACAGUUGAAGAAAUAUCUGCGCUCUGAUAAUUACACUGCCUAAUUUCUCUGCCUGCUGAGGUCUUUAUUCAUUACGUCGUGCUGCCAUCAGCAAUCAGUGGAGCUUAUUAUUGAGAGCGCACAGGCAGCGAGAAUAUUUUUAUCCUGUAUAGAGAUAAUCCUGUACUUAACCAGCCUUCAGAGGCCUGCCUGUGUACCUACAUACACUGCUUUACAACGUCAUAUGUUUCGACUAUGACUCAUAUACAGUGAAGUCAUUUAAAUUCACAGAGUGUGUGUGUGUGUGUGUGUGAGAGAGGGCAAAGUGUGUAAAUCCAUCUGCUGCUGCACUCGGGGCGAUUGUUGUCCCUCGAGGAUGGCGGCAGCAGCUGCUGUAUGAAUGAAUGUGCCUGUGUAUAUAUGUGUGUUUGUUUAAGUGUGUGUGUGCGUGCGUGCGUGUGUGUCUUAAAGCCUCUGGGAGAGACAGAGCCUGCAUGUCCAGCCGACACACCAGUCAAAGAGCAGCUACCAUUACACCUCACACACAACCCUACAGGUCGAUCAGGUUAUUGCAGAUCAGUUUGGGGAGUUGCACGGCAGUGAUUCAUGUGCUCACACAGCCUGCCUCCUCCUUAUACUCUGAUAUCUUUGUGUAUGAGGGCUGUAGGUGUUUCAACUUUAUAAAAAUACUAACUGUCAGUGAUGGAAAACAACACAGAGAAGCACGAAUCCUCUCCUGUACAGCAGUGUUGAGCAAGCCUUCAACAAAGUAGCAUUAAGUCGUGAAGGUUUGAAAGAUUAUCUGCAAAAGAAGCUGCAAAAUGGGUUGAUAGGUGAUGGCAGAUUUGGGGAAUAAUGUAAACGACUUUUCGGUAAAGUAACCAUAAUGUUGUGCCUACCUUUUUUCACCUUUUCAUUUGUACUAGUCUCAGCAAAUGUCCUUACUUUUAAAUUAAGGAGCUAGUACUAAAAAUUCCUACAACCUUUUCAUCAUUAAUGCUGGUUAUUGAAUAUUCUGCAGGUUCAGGCCUCAGGGCUGUCCUCCUCCAAUCUGCUCAAACACUCGGUAUUGGCUCGUUACUCUGCAGGACUUAAAACACUGAUGUUUGCAGAUAAACUCCGUCCACUGUUUUCUGCUAAUGCAGCAAUCUGCUCCGUGCUGAUUAUCCUGUUAUCCAGCAGUGGAGCACACACACACACAAGAGCACAUACACACACUCUCCUGCAAAAACACACCACACAACACUCAAUACUUGCAAUGUCUUGAAAAUUUUAACGAUAUAAACUGCCUGACAAACAAGUAAAGACCCAAUGAUUGAAUAUCUGCAGUACAGAGCUUAGCAAAGUUUCCCAUGUGAGGAAAAGUCCGUGAGUAAGUCUGUCAGUUCUUCCUGUGGAGGUGAAGAAAGAGCUGCACUGAGAGCACUGCAGUCUAGAUGUGCCGCAUUUUAAAUUGACACAAAAGGGGUUUCCUUUGUCUUUAUUCCACUGGAUCCCAGUCUGCUUUUAUGUGCUCAUGAUUCUGCUUUUAUCCGGUACUGAAUGACUUUUACUUUAAGUAAAUAAAUGAAGGUUUUUUUUCAGGCUAUUGCUUUCGAGGAUCCAUAAAAGGCACACCCAGAUUUCUCAAAAGUAUUCACUUUUUUUGUGUGUCAUCAAAGUGACUGUCAAGGGAACAAACUCAGACUGCUAAGACGAGCGGUCGACAUUACUCAUAUCGGAAUAGAACAGAUUUGUUUUUGUCUCAAACUUGGAGUAAAAGACAUUAUGAUCAAGAAUUUAUCAUGACCUUCAAAGAUGUUUGAUGAGAAGAGAACAAACUCACACACUAUAAAAGGUAAUGAGAAUUGACAGCUCUUCUUUAAAACACUUUUAAUGUGCAUAUGGUACCUGUACACACUGUUUUAACGAAUACACAAACCUUGUUUCAGCAGUAUUUCAGCAGCGCACAGUAUCAAGCUGUAGGCAAGUGGCCCCUGUGUAGCAUAGCAGCACCACUUACGCAAUGAAGUGUGAUCUUAGCUAAAUCUGUGUCCACAGGAUCUUCAUUUAUAAAUGGGUUUGACAAAAAGUUUUUCGAACAAACACUAAGAGAUAGAAAGAAAGAGAGAGAGAGAGAGAGAGGCUGUGCUGAUGCUGCUCACCUCACUCUAACUGUGCCAAAUUUCCACCAAGUUCUGGGUCACCCCUUUGAAUUGUCAUAGCUAUUUGGGAGAAUCAUGUCUUGGUCACAAAUAUUAUUUUGAGUGAUUAACAUUUGAGAUUUAUACAUUUUUAUUGACACCAACAUUUCAUUUUACAGUUCCUAGCAGUAGUAUCACACUUAAUGAAACCAACUGAGACUGAGAGAUGACUGUGUUGUAAAUUCAAUAAUGACUGUUUGAAUUGCUUGUGCAGUCUUUAGUGUACUAAAAUAGAACAAAACAAAAUAAUUCUGAAGUCUUGUUCAGUGUACAGUCCUCCUUGUGUAUAAGGUGAAUUAGAGACAUACAGCCUCAGCUAACAAGGAGAAGGUCAGCGAUUAGUGCAGAAUAUAAAGAAGUGCCUGUUUCCUGAAAAUUACACAAGUGAUUCUAGAUAGAUGUGAAUUGUUACAGAUUUUCUAUAGAUAUUAUGUCCAAUAUCUGUCAUUGAUUAAUAUAGAUUAUCAACAAUUAUGUUGAGACUAAAACAAAAUACAUAUUCACAUAAAUUAAUUCUUGCAAACACUUGAGUGAAAACAUGUAAAGACCGGCACACUCUUUAAGGCUUGUACCAUGUGACCGAUGUGGUUACCAGGCAGAGGUAGUGACAUUUAGUUAAUGCCAUAACAGCUUUGUUAUUAAUGGCAGCAUGAAAUGUAGCAUGCUACUAUUAAUGCAGAAACUAAGUAGUCAUCAUGCUCUAAGCUUUUGUAUUUUGAUAUGAAUUACCAUGUAGAGGAGCAUAUUCUCACACCGGCACUCAACAUGAGCCGUUUCCAUAUUUAUUCUUUUAUUUAGGGAAAUAUUAGCAUUUAAAUGAAGAGUGUCAACCACAGAUCUGCAGCUCAGUGAGCAGUAUUCAUCAAAUGUCUCUCUGUGUGGUGCAGAGAACCAUUGAUAUCAGCCCUCAGGUCAAAUCGCAAGCUGUCAAGUUAUCAGUAGAGGUAGAUCAACACGGCUCACAUCAAAACAACUCAAAGAUUUUUGUUUUUUCAAAUUAAAGAAACAAAUCGCAUUCAAACAAGAAGAGCUAAGGUGCAGAAAAGCUUUAAUCUAUUGCAUUUCUAAACAUACUGAAAGUCAGUGUAGCGUAUGCGCUCACAGCUGCUCCAAGCACUGAUGGCCAGACAUGUUUGCCAUUUUGCACAAGUCACACAGAUGGCUGACUUUCCCUCUUUGUCUCUGAGUUCUCAUGUCUCUCUUUCACAAACACACAGAUACACACACACACACACCAUCACGCACACGGGCUUUUACUCACAGGUGGAGCGGGAACAGUCCUGCAGCGGCGCACUGCUCUAUUUUAAGUCUGUUUUCACGCUAACACACAUCCCUGUGCUACACUUCUUAUCCUCACCUGUCCGCCACUCUGCUCUCACGAUCUUCCUCCUUCGUGGCCUCAUUCGGAGACAGUUUUUAUUUUAUUAGUCCCUCAAGGAAAAAUGGAUGUAACUUUUUAGACAUUUCUCUCAAUACGCUCUGACAUAUCUCUGUGUCGGCACCCCUCUUCUCUCACCUUUCACUAAUCUGCUGGUUGCUGUGGUAACUCACCAUGGAAGUCGGCUGUGGGCAUUUUUGAGCCCUCAUUAAAAGAUACACCACGGAGUCUGUGUUGACAUGUAGAUAAAAACAACAGAAAAAGACAGAGGUUUUAUGCGCCCGUCAAAAAUGCACAAGUAUUAGCUAACAUCACCUGGAUUAAGGGCUGCUGUCAUACACCGCUGCCAUUUACUUAGGCUGCUCUAAUGCAUCGAGGGCCAACUCCCAUCCAUCUUUGUCCCUGUGUGGCCCUUGCUUUCUUGGAAACAAGUGUGUUUUAAGUAAUUGGCUCCUCCACGUGGGAACAUGCACAUCCUCUGCAUUGUGGCAUAAAUAGCAGGGAGCCCCGUGAUGUGUAGGCUCUCCUCGCUCAUUAGAAAGAGCUGACAGUGCAGCCCCUUAGAGCCCCUAGUCCUCCUCCGCAGUGCCAAUGCUGGAUCGACACCAGAAGAUAACAGAACAGCAGUCCCUCAGAUGCCUGAAAAAGCAGCCGCACUGCUCUCCAGAUCCUCAUCUGGCCUCUGGACACCGACUCUUUCCAACUGCAGCCUGCACUAAUGGCACUCAGUGGGAUAUCCCAUUGAUUUGUAGAAAUGCUAUCUGUAUGGUUCAGUUCUUAGUUGCAGAUAAUCACAUGUGCUUUUAAAGUGAACAGUUUUAGUUUUGACUGAUCAGCAGGAGUGAUCUUAGUACGUUGAUGACGCACUUUUUAAAGCGCUGCAAUUGAGACAGGUUGGCUCUUAUCUGCAGGAUUAUGAAGCAGCAAAGUCGACAUUCAUAAAAGGCAGUAAAAAACAAGAUACAAGGAAUACUUGAAAGGAAUUUAACGUCAUUGUUAAGAGGUGGACUGCAGUCAGUGUUUGAGUGUGUAUGUGUCACAUGCACCAAUUACUGUCCUGCUCCAUUACAGCUCAGUGGUGAUGAUGAGUGUGAAAUCACCUGUUUUACUCUCAGAUGAUCAGGGAGCUCAUGCGUUCCUACUAUCUAGGGCGCAACUCUACCCUCCUAUAGGAUUGUUUGUCACUGCAGCUGAGUUAUAAUAGCAGCCUACAUACACUCAUGCAAAGACAUAGAUGUGAACACAAAGGCACAUAGCUAUAUCUAUCAAGCGAUCCUUUUUAAGAACUGAUCCUUUUGUAGCUAUGCAGGGAGUUUAAGGUCACAAGGUGAACACCAAACAUCAACAUCCACUGAUUGAGAACUUGAGUUGUCAGACUCAAACCCACAUAUUUCCUGGAUCUCUGCACAUUUGCUCCUCAUUAACUGUUGUCUGUCCCCCUUUCCUCCCCUUUCUUCUCUUUCAGGAUCCUGCUGACAGUGGUGGUGAUUUUCCGCAUCCUAAUAGUCGGCAUAGUGGGUGAGAAGGUGUACGAGGAUGAACAAAUCAUGUUCAUCUGCAACACAAUGCAGCCCGGCUGCAACCAGGCUUGUUACGACAAAGCCUUUCCCAUCUCGCACAUUCGCUACUGGGUCUUUCAGAUCAUCCUGGUGUGCACGCCCAGCCUGUGCUUCAUCACCUAUUCUGUUCACCAGUCAGCGAAAGCAAGGGACCGUAGUUACUCCCUCCUGCAUCCUUACAUGGAUCACCAUGGACAUGGUCACCACGGUCGUCAUCAUGACCACCACGCUCGCAAGCUUCACUCCCGCAACAUCAACGGCAUCCUGGUGCACCCCGACAGCAGUAAGGAGGAUCACGACUGCCUGGAGGUGAAAGAGAUCCCCAAUGGACCUCGAGGACUCCCUCCAACUCACAAAAGCUCCAAGGUGCGACGGCAGGAGGGCAUCUCUCGCUUCUAUGUCAUUCAGGUGGUGUUCCGAAAUGCGCUGGAGAUUGGCUUCCUGGCUGGCCAGUACUUCCUGUAUGGCUUCAACGUGCCCGGUAUGUUCGAGUGCGAUCGCUAUCCGUGUGUGAAGGAGGUGGAGUGUUAUGUGUCUCGCCCCACAGAAAAGACCGUGUUUUUGGUCUUUAUGUUUGCGGUGAGCGGCAUAUGUGUGCUUCUCAACCUGGCUGAGCUCAACCACCUCGGCUGGAGGAAGAUAAAGACGGCCAUCCGAGGGGUGCAGGCACGCAGGAAGUCCAUCUGUGAAGUACGCAAGAAGGAUGUUUCACACCUGUCCCAGGCCCCAAACCUGGGCAGGACCCAGUCCAGUGAGUCAGCCUACGUCUGACAGAGGCUCCUCUGCCUGGGGGCUCAAAGACCUUAAGCAUUUUGGAGAAGAGCCUUUCCCUGGCCCAGGACCCCGGAUCAUUAGGGCACAAAACUCAUCACAGCAUUAUUAUUCAGGAGCACAGACAGACUCUGUGUAGCAUUAAUUCACCGAGUAGACUUUGACACUUUAAGAGACAAGAACCACCUUCCUACAGAGGCAACUGUGUUGCUGUAAUAAAGCUUACACCUGAAGCUUUCACAAUUCAGAGUCCUGCUCAGCAAAUGUGACACUAGUUGCCUUUAAAGAACCCAACAGAUAAAACUGAGCAAUUUCUAAAAAAAUAAAAAUACUGUAAAGAUAGUCUGAGGUUGAAUUAUCUGAAGUUCUCCAUUAUUUGCCUUUGCUGUAGGUCAGAAAUAAUCCCCUUAUUUUCCAAUUAUGUGCAUAUGCAAGAGCUUAAGCGUGUGCAUGCAUACGCAUGUGUGGGAAAAAAAAGCCAAUCUCUGACUUGAGUCAGAAAAUUGAAUGCUAAGCUUAUCUGAGCUAUGAGAGAAAGAAAUAUUAUAUUAUUUCUCGAUGUCCAUAAGUUUUGAGUAGAGUCACUCAGCGGACAAUAAGCACCUUUUUUAAACUUACAUAAAGUCAAACACAAAACCAACAGCACUAAAACUAUCAGCAUUAACUGCAACACAAUCUUUGUUGUCAGGCUUUUUUCCUAAAAAUUGUCACUUUCUUCAUAUUCUCUGGUGCGUUAGGUGCCAAUCUGAGUAAAGGUUGACAUUGCCGGGAGCUUUGUUCAAAAUGAGACACAUGGUGCGCUGAAAAUGUGUUAGAGUUUCUUUCCAACACUGUGUUAUGCACCGCGAUGCUCCCAGUGCCUGUGAGGCAUGCUGUUUACUUUCAGAAAAAGGAAGUGUGCCAGUGUUUCCACUUUGAUUUGCAAAGUGUGAUCACUGUCUAAGGGGCUAAAGACUUAUAUAAAGAUUUCUUUCCAAAUAAAGAGGAAAAGGUAUGGUAGUAUAUAUAUUUUAACCUGUAACCUCAAGCUUUUUUUCACAAGCAGAUUUGGUGCCAUAUUUCAAAGUUACUGUACAUAGAUAAAAUGUUAUAAUUACACUUAGCCUUUUCCCUAAGCGAGUAGAUGGGCUUCACUUGAAUGGGGGAACACUGGUUUGGGUGAUAAUGAAGAUUAAUCAUAGAUUGCCAGCUUUAACACUAUGUAUUAUUAAUGUGCUCUUUGUUAAGCCUUCAUCCUCCAGUGGAGACUAUAUGUUCUGAAAGUGUUCCCCCAGUAAGGACUUUGAACAAGGCAUGUUAUUGAAGCAUUAAUAGAAUGGGUAGAUUACAACAUGUAACUUAAAAAGAGACUGUUUUAUUUAUUUGCAUCCUGCUCCUGUGAAAUGUAAUACUUAGCAUGCAUGAAGAUGAAAAUUAUAUGAACAUAGAAUCCCCUUGUGGGAGUAUUGAAAGUGAAAACCUGAAAGGCUCCAGAACUGCAGCAAUAAUAAUAUAUAGUAUGUGAAAAAAAAAUAUGUGAAUAAAUUAUUAUGCAAACAGUGA